AUGCCCUUCAAGUUCGCCCUCCUGUGCGAUCUUCUCUCCAGCCUCGAGAAGAACAAAAUUGCCAAAGCAACGACUGCAGCACGAAACAAUGACCCGGAUAUCCGUACGGUCAAUCAGUGGUUCAUCCAGCAUGAACGACGGAUCCAUCAUCCCGACACAGACAGGCUGGCCCUGCUCUCGUGCAUGUUCCCCGAGAGACGAACGGACCGAGUGUAUUGGUUGCAGGCAACCUCCCUAGUACGGGUUAUUGGCCGUUGUCUAUAUCUCGGAUCGUCACGCUUGGCAGAUCUUGAUCGAUGGCGUGUAUCCGGCGGCCCUGAUCUGGGCCAGUGCGUGGAGAAUGUGAUGCAACAGGCCGAAAACCAUAUUCAGGACCACGCGGAAAUCACCGUUGAGGAAGUCGACCACGCCUUAAAUCUAAUCGCAUCCCGAUGUCGCUUCUCUGGCCCUUCUGUUUAUCGUCAGCACACUGCCGUUCAGGUGGAAGAGGCUCUUGCCCCGUUAUACCGAAAACUGAGUAGCCGAGAUGCCAAAUGGCUCACGCGCAUGAUUCUGAAGGACUACUCUCCCGUUUGUCUACCACAGCAAUAUACCUUGAAAAGGUUUCACUUCUUGCUUCCGCAGCUCCUUCAAUUCCAGGCCUCCUUCGCCGGAGCAUUGGAUAUGCUCGUCUCCAACCCAAUGAAUCAUUUCCCACCCCGUCCAGAUCCGACUCUUGCUGCAACCCUGACCUCGCUAGCUCUACAAUAUCUACGCCCUCAAAUGGGCUUCAAAAUUGGACGACCCGAAUACUACAAGGCUCGGAGCAUCAAACAUUGCCAUCAAAUGUCGCAGGGCAGGCGCAUGAGCAUAGAGAGAAAGUAUGACGGGGAGUAUUGUCAAAUCCACAUUGAUCUUACAAACAAAAAGAAUCCUAUCCAGAUUUUCUCGAAAAGUGGCAAAGAUUCCACUGCGGACAGGUCAGGCAUAAUUCACGUUGUGGAAGAGUCACUUCGAAUCGGACAUUCAGACUGCAAGUUCUCGCAGCGUUGCAUUGUUGAAGGAGAACUCCUAGUAUGGAGUGAUAAGCACGGCCAGUUCUCGAACUUCCACAAGCUGCGUCGCUUUCUCCCUCGUUCUGGGACCUUGAUCGGUGUUGAGAAUGAUUCUCCACCGCAACCAUAUGAACAUUUAAUGAUCGUUUUCUUUGAUAUUCUGCUUCUUGAUGACGAUGUCUGCCUGGCGAAGCCACACCGACUACGACGAUUACUUCUACAAGAUACGAUCCACUUAAUACCAAACCGAGCCGCUGUCUCUGAACAAAGAGUUCUAGACUUUGGUCGGCCUGAUAGUCAGCACCAGCUGCAAGUCAGCUUUGCUAAGGCUAUCGCUCAACGCUGGGAAGGAUAUGUAUUGAAGGCUUGUGAAGAGCCCUAUUUCCCAAUGUACUCCUCAGGUGUGGAUAAUGCAUUCGGUCGAUGGAUCAAACUCAAAAAGGACUACAUCCCUGGUCUGGGGGAUACACUUGACCUUGUCUUGCUCGGUACAAGCUACGAGUCGCGAGAUGCCGCCGCUUUACAACACCAUGGGAAAUUGCAGUGGACACACUUCUUCGUCGGCUGCCUUCUCAACAAAGAAGAGACCCUACAGUCAAGGAAACUUCCUCGUUUCAAAGUUGUCGACGUGAUCGACCGGCAUUGCAUGCACAUCCAAACCAUGAAAAUUCUGAACGAAUAUGGCAAGUUCUAUGCCUGCAACCCUGACUCUUGCCAAAAUUUCAAUUUCGAAUAUGGACACGGAAAUCUUCCAGCUAUUUCAAUGCUUUUCAAAAAGCCCUUCGUCGUGGAGAUGAUGGGCAGUGGAUUCGAAAAACCUUCUGGUGCUCGGUAUUUUACCCUCCGGUUUCCGCGUGUUCUCAAAGUUCAUAUGGAUAGACCGUUUGAGGAUGCAGCAUCAUUUCGAGAACUGCAACUUGCAGCAGAAAAGUCCCGUGCUGUACCUGCCGAAGACCUGUCCCAGGAGCGAGAGGAGUGGUCGAAGCGCUUAGAAGUUGGCAGUGGACUCAAUCAAUACAUUGUGAGAAAAUCAAGAAGCUUUUCUUCUGCGAGCUCUUCGAGCGCAUGGCGGGUAUACUCUCCAACGCCGUCUAGGUCUUCUGAAGUAUCAAAUGAUGCCAACGAGUUCCGAUACUCACUUCCAAGGAUGGAGGAUGAAGCAACGAAAGACGAUGGGUUUUUGCAUGUCUCCAAGGAGAAUACUGCUUUCGCAGCAGUGUAUAUUGAAAAAACUACUUUACCAACCCUUCCUGAUACCUCUGCCAACAAGCAUAUCCUGAGUGAAAAUGCAAAUUUGUCAAUGCGCCAAAAGCACAGCCAAAAAGAAUCCGAGCCUGGCGCUCAGUCCUCCAAAUUUGGAAACUGGCGAGCUGAGAAGCCAACGGAGACGCAAUCAUCCAAUCAUUCCAACUUCUCACAGGCAACGAGUCUGAUCUCUGUUCACCAAGGACAACUUCAAGCACAGCUUGAUCGCGGAAUUUGUGUUGAAAGCACCCAAGCCACAAAACGAAAGCGAACACCGCCUGUGAAAUCUCCACUGCUCACAAUUCCAGGUUACAUGCCUGAUAACCCUUCCGAUCAAGAUUUCAUGACGCCGCAAAUGAAUUCCUUCAAUGCUGCACACGCCUGCAACAGCAGCCUCCAUCAAUUCUUAGAGAGUCUGGGAUCUGCGAAGACUCGCUCAUCGCUCCAAUUUUCUAAUCCCUAUGCGGAGGCAAACGACAUGGCAUUCGGUACAGUCCUUCUUGACACAACCAGUACGCCUUUGGGACAAGAACUUCACAAAAUUGGUAAAGCUCUAUCUGAUAUGCUGCACAGCGGCAGCUCAUUCCUCCCUUCUAACGGGAGAAUCUUCAUUUUGGAUUCACGCAUCAUCAAGUUGGAUAUAGAUGCUGGGGACCUUCGGUUUUGUCUGCGUGAGACGUGGUUGAAUAUCGCGCACGGGUAUUACUAUGCUUGUCUGAUGUGGGGACCAGAAAGGACAUAUGGUCAGAGAUCAUCGGAUGGGCACGGUCCAGUUGAAUCUUCUCGGUCUCAAUUGAAAAAGCACUACUUUAGCCGUGAAGUCCGGCCCGCGCUGUCAGUCAGCUUUGACAAAGUGGAGAUUGCUGCGUUGGGAGAGUAUGUAUCGAUAGAACCGCUUGUGCACAUUCAGCAGAAAGAGUAUAUACGCAGAGAAUAUUCUUGA
This is a messenger RNA of Penicillium lagena, 3222 nucleotides long. Its product is annotated as ATP dependent DNA ligase domain protein. Gene Ontology annotation, biological process: DNA recombination; double-strand break repair via nonhomologous end joining; nucleotide-excision repair, DNA gap filling. Gene Ontology annotation, molecular function: DNA binding; ATP binding; DNA ligase (ATP) activity. Bases 1 to 3222 code for a protein of 1073 amino acids. The record is from RefSeq and is a predicted model, not a curated record. Lineage: Eukaryota; Fungi; Ascomycota; Eurotiomycetes; Eurotiales; Aspergillaceae. Gene Ontology annotation, cellular component: DNA ligase IV complex. The transcript is spliced from 2 exons.